Molecule: messenger RNA, 2580 nt
Organism: Pseudoliparis swirei
Lineage: Eukaryota; Metazoa; Chordata; Actinopteri; Perciformes; Liparidae
Gene: galnt3
Product: UDP-N-acetyl-alpha-D-galactosamine:polypeptide N-acetylgalactosaminyltransferase 3 (GalNAc-T3)
Exons: 11
Coding region: 171-2045 (624 amino acids)
Cellular component (GO): Golgi apparatus
Source: RefSeq, a predicted model, not a curated record
UCUGUGAAAACAGAACACAGAGUAACUCGUUUCGUCUCCGUGACAAAGUUUCUUUGGAGUUCGAGCAACACGUAGAACAUCUAUACCGUCGAUGCAGGAUGUCAUUGGACAUGUUCAGGAACAAUUUGAAGCUGAAUGUCAGUACGCAGCCUGCCCUCCAUUGAAGAAGAAUGAAAGCUCUCCGUAGAGUGCUCCGAAGGCGUUUGCACCCAGUGAAACUGGUGGCAGUGGCCCUCGUCUUUGUCACAUUCGUGUUCCUCAUACAAUGGGAAGUUGGGAGCCAGAGCCAACAGGAGGACCCGUGGCUGAAGGAGAUGGCGGUGAAGCGGGAUGCCAUGCUGGGCAUGGUGAUCGGAGCUGUCAAUAACUUAAAGGAUGUGAUUCCAAAGAUGCAGAUCCGAGCCCCUGUCCGCCAGCCGGACAGCGGGGACCGGGGGUCUUGUCUGCCAGGUCACUACACCGCCGCUGAGCUCAGGCCAGCCCUGGAGCGGCCACCUCAGAACCCGAGUGCUCCUGGAGCAGCUGGGAAGCCUUUCCUCAAAGACUCACUGAACCCCGAGGAGCAGAAGGAGAAAGAGAGGGGGGAGGAGAAACACUGCUUCAACCUGUUUGUCAGUGACCGCAUCUCCUUGAGCAGAGACCUCGGCGCAGACACAAGACCACCAGAAUGUAUUGAGCAAACCUUCAAGCGAUGCCCCGUCCUGCCGACUACCAGUGUUAUAAUUGUGUUUCACAAUGAGGCUUGGAGCACCCUGCUGAGGACGGUAUACAGUGUCCUGCACACCUCCCCUGCCAUUCUCCUCAAGGAGAUCAUCCUGGUGGACGAUGCCAGUGUGGAAGAUGACUUGAAGGACAGGCUGGAUGAGUAUCUGAAGCAGCUGAACAUUGUUCGAGUUGUCCGCCAGCGAGAGAGAAAAGGACUCAUCACCGCUCGGUUGCUGGGAGCCUCCGUGGCCACCGGUGACACGCUCACCUUCCUGGACGCCCAUUGUGAAUGCUUUAAUGGUUGGCUGGAGCCCCUUCUGGCCAGGAUAGCAGAGAACUACACUGUGGUAGUGAGUCCCGAUAUAACCACUAUUGAUCUCAAUACUUUUGAGUUCAUAAAACCAUCCCCAUAUGGCCAGAACCACAACCGGGGCAACUUUGACUGGGGCUUGUCCUUCGGCUGGGAGAGUCUACCAGAUCAUGAGAAAGAAAGGAGGAAGGACGAAACAUACCCUAUCAAGACUCCCACAUUUGCUGGUGGCCUCUUCUCCAUCUCGAAAGAAUAUUUCUACCAUGUUGGAAGCUAUGAUGAAGAAAUGGAAAUCUGGGGUGGUGAGAAUAUUGAAAUGUCAUUUAGGGUGUGGCAGUGUGGCGGGCAGCUGGAGAUCAUCCCUUGCUCCAUUGUUGGUCAUGUUUUCCGCACCAAGAGCCCCCACACCUUUCCCAAGGGCACACAAGUAAUUGCUCGUAACCAGGUACGACUGGCGGAGGUCUGGAUGGACGACUACAAGGAGAUCUUUUACCGUCGUAACCAGCAAGCUGCACAGUUGGCAAAAGAUAGGGCCUUUGGAGAGAUCUACAAACGCGUGGACCUCCGUGCGCGGCUGCAGUGCAAGAACUUCUCGUGGUAUUUGAAGAACGUUUAUCCAGAAGUCUUUAUGCCUGAUCUCAGCCCACUCCACUUUGGCUCAGUGAAGAAUGCCGGCAAAGACUCAUGUCUGGAUGUUGGAGAGAACAAUGAGGGUGGGAAACCGCUGAUCAUGUAUCCAUGUCACGGACUCGGAGGAAAUCAGUAUUUUGAGUUCUCCACACGUCACGAGAUUCGACACAACAUUCAGAAGGAGCUGUGUUUGCAUGGGGAAAAGGGGACGGUGAAGCUGGAGGACUGCCAGUAUAAAGGCAGGAGCACAUCUGUAGGAGCAGAGCAAAAAUGGGAAGUGAAGGAGAACCAGUUGUUCUACAUGCCAGGAUGGAACAUGUGUCUGAGUGCCCGUCAUGAGCACCCCACUCUGGCCCUCUGCAACCCCUCGGACAGAUACCAGCUCUGGUCCUUCGUCUGAGUGUGAAAAAUACCACUUUGAAAAAUAGCCGCUCUAUGCAUAGACCUACAAGGACACGAGUGUACUAUACUGUAUGCAGUUAACAUACAGUUUGAGAUUAAUGACAGUUAGUUUUAAUUUAUUUUUAUACAUAGAAAAACUGAACUGCUGCUGCUGCUGCUGCUGGGAAAUUUGGACUUUGGGAGAAACCACAGAGUGCCACUGCUGGAAGGAAGCAUUGAACUAAUGCUCCCGAUCGGACUGUGAACGGAACAUUGGGGAACAAUGAAAAUGCACAAGUGCCUCUUUUGUGUUAGAAAUGUGUUCCAAGUCUUUCCAAACAACACAUGCAGUAUGGUAUAUAAAGUUAAUAUUGUAUCAAAAACAAAAAUAUACAAACACAAUAGGGUAGAUGAUAUAUAUAUAUAUAUAUAUAUAUAUUUAAGUUGGACGGACACAAAUCCCAAAUGUUAUGCACCAAAGAGACUGCAAAUUACAUAUGGGGUUCAUUGUCCCCUUUUUAAAAUACCUUUUUUAUAAUGCAAAACCUCGUAUU